CAAAGAUUACCGAAACCUGCAAAGAUUUUAGCGUUUGCCGUUUAGCAUUCACGUAUCCAAAUAUGGGAACGGUUGAGGAUAGCUGGGUUGCGAUAGUGACUAGAGAGGCGUGGCAGUGAGUUGUUGUCAAACUAAGGAGUUCAGCAUUUGUUUUGUUACUGGUGGAAGAGUGGAAUCUACCAAUGCCAGGUGUCAGCAUGCCUCUUGAAAAUAUGUUCUGCUCCCGCUGUGGGGAGGGAUUUGAACCCCACGAAAAGAUAGUGAACUCACAUGGACAACUUUGGCAUCCACAGUGUUUUGUGUGUGCGCAAUGUUUCAGACCAUUUCCAGAAGGUAUUUUUUAUGAGUUUGAAGGAAGAAAGUAUUGCGAACAUGACUUCCAUGUUUUAUUUGCACCAUGUUGUGGAAAAUGUGGUGAAUUCGUCAUUGGACGUGUAAUUAAAGCAAUGAAUGCUAACUGGCAUCCUCGAUGUUUCCGUUGUGAGAUGUGUGACAAAGAAUUGGCAGACCUAGGCUUUAUACGCAAUCAGGGACGUGCUCUCUGCCACGAAUGUAAUGCUAAAGCCAAAGCAGUUGGAUUGGGAAAAUAUGUAUGCCACAAAUGCCAUGGUUUGAUUGAUGAUAAACCUCUUCGUUUCCGUGGGGAAGUCUAUCAUCCAUACCAUUUCAACUGUGCCGCUUGUGGCACGGAACUUAAUUCUGAUGCACGGGAAGUGAGAAGUCGACCAGGAUUUACUGCAAACGAAAUGAAUGAACUGUAUUGCCUGCGAUGCCAUGAUAAAAUGGGUAUUCCUAUAUGUGGAGCAUGUCGUCGUCCAAUAGAGGAACGUGUUGUCACUGCUUUGGGAAAGCAUUGGCAUGUUGAGCAUUUUGUUUGUGCCAAGUGUGAAAAACCUUUUCUGGGCCAUAGACAUUAUGAGAAAAAGGGUUUAGCCUAUUGUGAAACUCAUUACCAUCAGUUAUUUGGAAAUUUGUGCUUUGUCUGUAACCAAGUGAUUUCGGGAGAUGUUUUCACUGCUAUGAACAAAGCUUGGUGUGUUCACCACUUUGCAUGUUCCAUCUGUGAUCAAAAGAUGAAUCAGCGUACCAAGUUUUACGAAUUUGACUUGAAGCCUGUGUGUAAGAAAUGUUAUGAGAAAUUUCCAUCUGAAUUGAAACGCCGAUUACGUAAGGCUCAUGAACAGACACCCAAGAAAACCUCUGCAUAAGAUGAAAGGAUGCAAGACAUCUACAAAUUCAGUUUCCAGAAUAAAAAUAUGCAACUCUUAUUUCAUUCCUACAACUACUGUGCCUUACUGAAGUGCCUGAAAUUUUUAUGUGUUCCACACUCUGGCUGCAGUUUUCUGUAUGAGCCUUUAUUUACAGUAGCGUGAUUACAUUAUGAAAUUGUUAUUGACCUACAACUUAUAUUGAUGAAUAUGUAUAAUUUUAUGUACAUCUCCACUAAAAUAACUGUAACUGUACAAUCUUAUGCAUGCCAUAUUUAUAACAUUUACUAUUUUGCUAGUGCUUAAUCCUAAAAAAAUUCAUUUAUGUUGUUACAGUUGUAAUAUUACCCAUUCUACCAGUGGGAGUUCUGUAAUAUGUGUUAUACAUGUUUGUUCAAAUGAUAGAUUGAAAUAGAAACUUCUUUUGUGGCAACACUGUUGGAUGCCCCAAUCAGGAUCACUAUCGAAAUGUGUAAAAUAACAAUAAAAACAAUCAAUUUUUGACAAAAUAGGGCAAUUGGAUAGAUAAAACUAUCUACUCAUCAAGUGGCAAAACACACACAUAAAAGAUUAUAAUUAGGCAAGUGUAUGGAGCCAGUGGCUCCUUCCUCAGGGAUAAGGGCUGAAGGGGAAGGAAGAGGCGGGAAGGAAAAGGACUGUAGAGGUUUAGGAAAAGGGGUAGAUUUCAGGAAAGUCACCCACGUACCUGACAGUAUGAGAAGGGGCUUACCCGAAUUCUACCCCUUUUCCUUCCCCUUCAACUCUUCUGACUGAAGACGGAACCACUGGCUCCGAAAGCUGCCUAAUUAUAAUCUGUUAUGUGUGUGUUCUGCUGCUGCUUCAUGAGUAGAUUUUUUUUAUCUAUCCAAUUACCUUAAAAUGUUUAAAGUGUAAUAACUGAUUUAAUAAUAUGCCAUUUUUCUCAGAUGAAUGUAAACAGUACAUGCAUAAUUUUGAACAAAACAUUGCAUAGAGUUACAAUAUUUAAAAAUAUAAAUAAAUAAGUAAUCCCCACCCCAACACACACAACCAAUAAGAACAGCAACAUCAGCAUGGAGGAGUAUAUUAGAAAAAGUGAUACUGUAACUUGAAUGCAACUGUGAUCUUAUGAGUUAGUAUUUUUUUCAGGCGCAAAGGAAUGGUUGCCAUUCCUAAUUUACAUUACUUUCUUCAGUGCAAAAAUUUCCCACUUUGUAAUAUUUUCAAAAAGUAAUGUGUGCAGUGAAAAUUAUGUGUUUUGAAAUUUUAUUAUCUUAAUUUAUGUUCACUUUUGGAUUGAAGCCUAGUAUACAGAUUUCCUGUUAAAUGAUCAUGCAGUAGCCUGCUAUUUCUGCUUCGCAUUUCUUUCUUUAAUCAAUAUUGUCCCGUGUCUUCAACCGAAGAGGUUGUAAGAUAAGUUUUUGCUCUCCAUUAUUGAGGAAUACUAAUUAGAAGAUAAAUAUGCCAUGACUUUUUAUUCUUUAAUAUUGUCAGUGAAGCACAGUCCUUCCCAUUUAUAGUAAAUGCGAUCAGUUUUUUAUAACUUGGUGUGUCCGUUCGUUGAUCAUUUGAACGAGCGCACUUUUGUUGUUGCUCCCCCCUCCGCCCCCUGCCCUGCCCCCCCCCCCCC
Molecule: messenger RNA, 2817 nt
Organism: Schistocerca cancellata (South American locust)
Lineage: Eukaryota; Metazoa; Arthropoda; Insecta; Orthoptera; Acrididae
Gene: stck
Product: LIM and senescent cell antigen-like-containing domain protein 1
Exons: 10
Coding region: 183-1208 (341 amino acids)
Biological process (GO): cell-cell junction organization; positive regulation of integrin-mediated signaling pathway; positive regulation of substrate adhesion-dependent cell spreading
Cellular component (GO): focal adhesion; cell-cell junction; cytoplasm
Source: RefSeq, a predicted model, not a curated record